AUGGCUCAACAAAUGUUGGCAUCUAGAGGUAUGCGUUUCCUUAUGGCACGCUGUCGACCGGCUCCAUUGUAUACCUGGACGGUGAAAUCAACAACCCCAGCAAUGGCAGCCUCUACAAAUACAACAUGGUAUAUUCGGCCAGUGCAACCAACUAUGACGGCAGCCUAUUCAAAGGAUACAAGAAACAAUUCUCCCAUUCAACCACCGAACAUUAAGCUACCCAAUCGUGAUCAGGUGCAAAAAUACUUUUUCACCGCAUUGGUAUAUGUUUGGGAUUUCUGUUAUUAUGUAUUUUGUUUAACCCUACGAUUGGUGGAUACAUAUAUUUUGAAGAAUCCCACUCUCCAGCAGUAUUGGAAACAAUUUAUGAAACGCUUGGACGAACAGCGUGAAGCAAUGAAAUCAAAGAAAUAG
Molecule: messenger RNA, 414 nt
Organism: Musca vetustissima
Lineage: Eukaryota; Metazoa; Arthropoda; Insecta; Diptera; Muscidae
Exons: 2
Coding region: 1-414 (137 amino acids)
Source: RefSeq, a predicted model, not a curated record